Kuraishia capsulata CBS 1993 is the source of this 1809-nucleotide messenger RNA. RefSeq lists its product as uncharacterized. Gene Ontology annotation, molecular function: RNA polymerase II transcription regulatory region sequence-specific DNA binding. Bases 1 to 1809 code for a protein of 602 amino acids. Gene Ontology annotation, biological process: transcription elongation by RNA polymerase I; transcription antitermination; transcription elongation by RNA polymerase II. The transcript has a single exon. Lineage: Eukaryota; Fungi; Ascomycota; Pichiomycetes; Pichiales; Pichiaceae. The record is from RefSeq and is a predicted model, not a curated record. Gene Ontology annotation, cellular component: nucleus.
AUGGAGCCUGUUAGGAAAUCGCCGAGGAGUACGAAGGGAAAGAAUUCCCGACUCGAUCAAGAGAGGAUUCUGGAGGAGCAGUUGAGCAAGGCCCAGACCUUAAAGAACGAGGAGAAGGACGAGGAUGAUGGUGAGGUCAGAUGUCUAGUGUGCGGAAUGACAACUGCGGAUUAUAUCGAAGACGGCCGUGAAAUGAUUCAAUGUGAAAAAUGUGAUUCAUGGCAACACACUGCAUGCAUGUUUGGUAGGAAAAAGGUUCCGCAGAAGUAUUACUGCAAUAUCUGUGACCCCACCAACCCAAGCUUCAAGAAUCUGAAGCUGAAAUUGAGCUACGAGGAUUAUGUUGGUGGAGCAGGCCAGAAAGAUUUGGAAUAUCAAGAAGAUGAACCUCAGAAGGCCAAAAAAUUGGCCGAGUCCGAAAGGCCAACCAAGAAAGCAAAAAUUGCCAGAGAAUCCAUUUCCAAGGUUGAGGCUCUGGAGUCGAUCAACACCACAAGACAUUCGGUGGCUCAAAAUUUUUACCUCACGUUUUUACAGAAGAUCCCAGAUGAUUAUACCGAUUUGAAAAAUACCACUAAAGAGAAAUUGGCUGAUGACUGGGGUUCCCAACUUGAAGGGUACAUUUACGAUCAUAUUGGACUCAAGCCCGGCAAGAAAAGUCUGGCCCAAAAGACUUCGCCGGGUGCGAAAUAUCUGGAAAAGGCCAGAACCUUAUUGUUCAACCUCAAGAACACCAAAAAUGAUUUGUCCACAAGAGUUUUAAACCGCGAAGUUUCACUGGAAGACCUGAGCCAACUGUCCAGUGAGCAAAUGCUCAAUGCUGAUUAUCAACGGUUUGCAGAUGAUGUACGCAAACAGAGUAUCAACCAAACUGUUCUAAAGGUCAAUGAGAACCUUCCGAGAGUUAAAAUUACCCACAAAGGCGAAGAAGUCAUCGAUAAUUACGAGUACGAGAAGGAGCGAGAAAGAGAGAUCGAGCAGCAAAGAGAGCAGAUCAAGGAGCAGGAGGAGAAGGAUGUGACUAAGCAAGCAAAGGAAGCACAAGAGUCAUUUUUUAACGCCAAUUUGCUUUAUCCAGCUGCUACGACUGCCACUGUUGAAGAUUAUGACACCGAACAACCAGAGCACACAUUGAAUGACGACCCAGAGCUUGAUAAGAUAUUGAACGACGAGCCCAAUGUUCCGGCACAGACUCAUUCUGACGAAUACUACCCCGCCCAAAACACAACCACGCCACAGAGCGAUGAAGAAUAUGAUCCUACAGUCGGCUUCAGAACGGAAUCUACACAGUUUAACCAAGUGUGGACUGGCGAUUUAACCUUUCCCGAGUUCGGGGCCUUUAGGGCAUCUGCAAAACUGCUGGGUUCUACGCUCUCGAGAGUGCCAACCGAGUCGGAAAACCAAAAGAUCAUUUCGCUGUUCAAGCAGUUUGGAACCCAGGAACUGGUGGAGAUCGAGGGUAGAUUAGACUCUGUAAAAGCCGAACCGUACCUAUCUGAGAUAGCAAGUACCAGAGACCUGUACGUUCUAGUCUUCGAGCCUCAAAGCCUCGCGAGCGAGUUCGAAAACGAAGAGAACAGUUUUAGCUACCAAAGAUUGCACCAAUAUUUCGCGAAGCGCGAAAAAUACGGCGUUGUGGGAGCUAGACCCGUUUCCGUGAAGGACUUCUAUCUGGUGCCUAUCAAGGCUGGGGGAGACCUUCCAAAGUCUUUCCUACAAUUCGGCAAUUACUCGGAAAUUCGGGAGUAUGAAAAGGAAAAGGAACGAUUUUUUGGAGUGCUAGUGGUCAAACGGGGUUAUAACCCAUAA